This is a messenger RNA of Oxyura jamaicensis (ruddy duck), 2464 nucleotides long. It is a transcript of the gene NEU4, whose product is annotated as neuraminidase 4. Gene Ontology annotation, cellular component: membrane; lysosome; cytoplasm. Gene Ontology annotation, biological process: oligosaccharide catabolic process; ganglioside catabolic process. The transcript has 3 exons. Gene Ontology annotation, molecular function: exo-alpha-sialidase activity. The coding region runs from base 544 to 2193 and encodes 549 amino acids. The record is from RefSeq and is a predicted model, not a curated record. NCBI's taxonomy places the organism in Eukaryota, Metazoa, Chordata, Aves, Anseriformes, Anatidae.
UGCAUCCCUCGGCUUUCCCUCCCUGUGGCCCUGAGCGCAGCAGAUGCACGUUGAGGGGCCCGGGUUCUGCCUGCCUGAUAAUGGGGCCUUUGUGCUGCUGCUGACUCAGGGCUUUUUGCCGGCCGCUGGCCACGGCGGGAGCCCCGUGACAUAUCGGUGGGGGGACAGCGAACGGCUGGGGACAGGCUCUACAGGCAGCCAGCGCUGCAGGAGCCAGCAUUGCCCCAACGCCUGCCAGGGGAUGGAGGCGGCUGCCCCGCGCUGAGCAGGACCGGGUGAGUGCCUGGGCUUUCCCCAUGGGGUGCUGGGCAAAAUGCAGGCCUGGGGUGGGCAGCAGACCCAGCCCUUGCCCUGUGGGAAUGCAGCGGAGAAAGGGGAGAUGCUGAAGGGAGCAGGAGAGGCCAUGGAGCUUCCCCGGGCAGAGCCCCCACUCCAGCAGGACCAGCCUGAGUCCUUGGUGGCUUCAUUCAUUGCCAGCCGGGGCUCCCACCUGUAAGCAUGGCUCAGCGGUGAAACCUCUAGUGACAGCUCUGGCUUGGAAAGAUGGGGACGAGAGCUGGAGAGCAAAACCAGCAGCCGCCCUGCCCAGGGGCAAGGGAUCCCAUCCCUCUGGUCCAAGGACGUGCAUGGGGACAUGCAGGGACAGCUCUGCCCCCUCUGAUGCCCUGCCAUGGCUCCCACCCUGGCCCUUGCCAGCCUCAGUUUACCGGGAGCCCCACUGCAUGCGGUGUCCUGCCCAUCACCUUUCCCCAAAUCCCACUUGGGCAGGGGCAGCGCCGUGAGCCCCCUGCCCGCAGCCGGGCCGCGCCUCUCUCUGCCGCAGACACCAUGGGCUCCCGGCACUUCCCCGCCCGCACCGUGCUCUUCGAGAAGGAGACCACCGGCGUCACGUACCGCGUGCCAGCCCUGCUCUACCUGCCCUGCGUGGCCAAGCUGCUGGCCUUCGCUGAGGAGCGGCUGAGCGCCGAUGACGCCCACGCCAACCUGCUGGUGCUGCGCCGCGGCACCGUCUACGGCAGCUACGUGGAGUGGGAAGACAUGCGGGUGCUUGAGACGGCGGCGCUGCAGCACCACCGGUCGAUGAACCCCUGCCCACUCUACGAUGAGUUCACAGGCACCCUCUUCCUCUUCUUCAUCACGGUGCUGGGCAGGACACCCGAAGCCUUCCAGAUUGUCACGGGCCAGAACGUCACCCGCCUGUGCUGUGUCACCAGUGCCGACCAGGGGCUGAGCUGGAGCAAGGCCACAGACCUGACGCAGCAGGUCAUCGGCAGGGCCAUCAAAGACUGGGCCACCUUUGCACUGGGCCCCGGGCAUGGGAUCCAGCUGCGCUCCGGCCGACUGCUGGUGCCUGCCUACAGCUACCACAUUGACUGCAAGGAGUGCUUCGGGCAGCUCUGCAAGACCACCCCUCACUCCUUCGCCUUCUACAGCGACGACCACGGCCGGGGCUGGCGUUUUGGGGAGUUCAUCCCCAACCUGCAGACAGGCGAGUGCCAGCUGGUCUCGGUGGACGAGGAGGACGGCUCCAAUGUCCUCUACUGCAAUGCCCGCAGCCCCCUGGGCUUCCGCGUCCAGGCACUGAGCACCGAUGACGGGGCUGUCUUCCACGGGGGGCAGCUGGUCCAGCGGCUGGUCGAGCCCCCCCACGGGUGCCACGGCAGUGUCAUCGGCUUCCCUGCGCCUUUCGUGUACGGCCCCCAGCCCCCUGACAUCCCUGGACAAGACUCGGCUCCACGGCCACUCUCCCGUUUUUGGGACCUGCUUGCUUUGAGGGCAGCAGGGGAUAAGCUCCAAGUGGACCCCAAAGCCACCUCCAGCCCCAGCACCUUCUUCCAAGCACCAACGUGGGUGCUCUACUCCCACCCCACCAGCCCCAUGUCGCGGGUCAACAUGGGGGUUCACCUCAGCACCUUCCCCAGGGACGCAGACAGCUGGACCGAACCCUGGGUCAUCUACGAGGGCCCAAGCGCGUAUUCGGACCUGGCUUACAUGGAGCUGCCCCACAGCCAGGCCCCCAUCUCUGGUGGCCCAGCCAUUGCUUUUGCCUGCCUCUACGAGAACGGGAAGCGGUCCCCCUACGAGCAGAUAUCCUUCAGCAUGUUCACACUGCAUGAUGUGCUCCAGAACAUCCCCCUGACGGCUGCAGUGCCCUGCAGGAAGCGGAGGCGAAGGAGCUGCUGUGUCUCCUAGAGCCACCUGCAGCACCCCCUGGUGUGGGCCGGCCGUGGGCACGUGGGGGCCGGCCACCUUCCGUGGCCGGGCUGGGUCUGGUGGCACGCAGGGAGAACCCGGCACGACCCUGUGGCAGGGCAAGCUCUGCUGAUGUACACCAGGGUGGGAUCUGGGGGCUCCUCCAGUCCCCUGGGCUGGACCAUGCUGAGGGCUGAUGCUCCUGUCCCAACACAGGGUUUUAUCUCAUUUGUAUUGCUCUUUUAUAAUUAUAGAGGUGGUUGGGCUCAGA